Perkinsus marinus ATCC 50983 is the source of this 627-nucleotide messenger RNA. RefSeq lists its product as hypothetical. Gene Ontology annotation, molecular function: structural constituent of ribosome. The transcript is spliced from 5 exons. The coding region runs from base 1 to 627 and encodes 208 amino acids. The record is from RefSeq and is a predicted model, not a curated record. Gene Ontology annotation, cellular component: ribosome. NCBI's taxonomy places the organism in Eukaryota, Perkinsozoa, Perkinsida, Perkinsidae. Gene Ontology annotation, biological process: translation.
AUGGGCAUGCGUGCUAGGAAAGUCUGUCAUCAGCUGUACCGUGCCCGCACGAGAAUGGUAGACCACCACGGGUACGACCCAGCUCGGCUGUAUAUAAGUCGGAUCUGGACCGAACGUGGUCCUAGGGUCAUGAGUAUACACCAACAGAGGGCUGGGUACUACUUUCGGAAGAAGAAGCUCCAGAAUAUGAUGCAGUUGGUUGUCCGUGAGAUGCCGAUGAACGAGUACUUCCAUAAAGUAUACAUAAUGAAGGAAGUGCCGAGAUCUGUUACUCUGGAUAUGCGGAUGGCACUGAGGGACGGCAGAGCCCCUAGGUCCUACGAGAGGGAAUGGGCACCGUACGAUGGGCUAUUACUCCUACCCUUAUUCGUAUGUGAUGUACCACACUUCGAUAUAUGCUCCAACAUCGUCCGUACCACACGUUCGACACUUCCUAGGUACAUUACGGCUGAGUCCAGGAUCUGGCAUCGACGCGGCAUGCAGUUCGAGGACCACAUGCGGAGGUUCGAUUACUACCAGACGAGACGGGAGUGGAUCGAUAAGUACGCCAGUAGCUUCCACCGAGAUGAGCAGGAGGCCCGAGAGGCCCGCGGUCUGCCACCAUUGGCCCCGACGGAGCUGUACUGA